This is a messenger RNA of Gilbertella persicaria, 2374 nucleotides long. RefSeq lists its product as uncharacterized. Bases 398 to 2020 code for a protein of 540 amino acids. The record is from RefSeq and is a predicted model, not a curated record. Lineage: Eukaryota; Fungi; Mucoromycota; Mucoromycetes; Mucorales; Choanephoraceae. The transcript is spliced from 8 exons.
AUAUAUAUAUAUAUAUAUAUAUAUAUGUUGCAAUGACUAAAACUAAAGAAUAUGGUCAUAAUACGCUAAACGAAGUGACCCCACUAUAUGCAAUAUGACAAUCGUAUUGACAACAUACCUUUUAUUGCUUUACCAAGAAAAGACCAGAAUGAUAGCAUAUCACUGCAAGAAACCAACCUCAUGUCAACUCGAGAAUAGACACAUAUAAGUGCUCAAUUCAUGAAUAUGAACAAUCCCAUUGAUUUCAACCAACCCAAAUAUGGAAAGUAAAUUGGGAAGCUUGGGAAACACCGUGCGAUGAACUCUUUUAUAUUAUACACUUCUCCUUUCCUUUUUUAUUCACUAGAGACGUUGGUCUUUCUCUUUUUUUGUCUUCUCUCACUCUUUUUUCUUGUUUAUGACUAUGGCAACAACACAAAAGGAACAUCGACCUAUCCCUUUUGCAGUCUUGAAGAUUCAGUUAAAGAAUCUCGUAGAACAACACGAUUCAAGCGGGCGAGGCGUUUUGUUUACCAAAGACUUGUUGACUUUGAUUGAUAGAUAUGAAGUAUCUGAAGAGGUCACCUUGCUUACCGAAGUGCAAAAGAAGGCUAUCUUGCCUUAUACCCUCAGUAACCCCGACUUGGAAAUGACACCUGAUGAUAUCCUCAAUCUCUUAAAGAUUGUCUGUCCACCUCUACCUGUAGCAUCAAUUUCUGCUCCUACAAAACCACCCAUGAGAACAAGAAGUGCUUCUAUUCUAAAGAAAUCAAUGCCUUGGAAAAGAAGGCCUUCAGCUGUUGCUUCUGAUAUACAGGAUAAAGAUGAAGGCAUUAAAGAAGAGCCUAUUAAUAAAACACCGCCUAGUACGACAGAGGAAGAAGAAUCAGAAAAAACUGAAGAAGAACAAUAUACAAAUCAAAAAGAAGUAGCCAGAUAUUACCGUAGAUCCCUAAAACUCACCCAAAGAUUAAAGUACUCUGAGCAAAGCUUAGCGUCCAUGGCACGUGAUAAUGAAGAUCGUAUUGUUGAGUUACAAAAUAGGGUAGAUGACAUGAAUCUAGAGGUAAUUCGGCAGAGAAAGGAAAUUCAAGAAUACAAAAGCAAAGAAAAGAACAGUUUGGACCAGAUUGGUGCUUUGGAAACACAUAUUUCAAAUAUUCAACGGUCUGAGACAGAUCAAAAGCAGGUGUAUCUAUCUAUAAAGACGUUGUUUGAUGAAAAAUGUCAGGAGGCACAAAAACUCCAUGAAUUAUUAAGACAAAAAGAAGCAGACCUUGAAAAGACAGAGGAUUUAUUGAGUACUUUUCAACAUGAAGUACAAGGACUUAGUGAAGAAAGAAAGCGCUUGAUUGAACUUCAAAACUGUCUUGAGUUAGAGCUGGAAACAUCUGCACAAGCACAUCAACAACUGGCAGAACAGAAAUCAGAAAAUGAAAAACUGAAAGAGAUCAUUGACACACUCAAAACAGAUCUGGAUGAAGCACUUUAUCAUCAAAGCAACAAUAGCGAUUUCUCACUUUUGUCUUCCUCUUCCUCUUCUUUGCUGGUGGAGAAAGAAGAUUUACCUACACCAAUUAAGACAUUGGAAAAUGAAUUGACAGGCAAAAAUGAAGACAUACGAUUAAAAUACGUACAAGACGAAAAAGACUAUUAUAAAAACAGAGCAACAGAAACCAAAAAAGAUCUUGAUCGAGUUCAAAGUGAAUUGGAUUAUUUAAGAAAAGCAUUGGACUCGGAGAACAGGUUGCUUGUGAAUGAACUGGCUGAACUACGACGCAAAACAACAGCGGCAACAACAAUAACAAAUAACAUUAUUCCACCUUCUUCUUCAUCUACUCAUACAACCAUUGUUAAUAUGGAAGAGAGCCCAUCAACAUCAAUACCCAUUUUGAACUCUAUUGAACUCAACAUACCUGAACCUCCUAUUCAUGAUUUAUGGUCUCCUUUGCGUUUGCGUCAAUACAAAUCUGUUGGCAAGAAAAAGAGAACAGUACAAGACUUGCAUGAGGUAAGUAGGAAGGAACAAAAAACUGCCUAAAUCAAACACUACCAGACAUUAAGCACAAGCAAUAUUGUGAUUGCAAGUUCUGAUCAAAAAGACCGUACAACAAAGAUCAUUACAAAAAGAGACGACAAGGUCAUUACAAACACUGCUACUUUUGCCUUGUAUACACUUUUUGUCUAUUUCUUUGGUAUUGUGACAUCUACUUUUCUGUUAGAUGGUGGAAACCCUCAGUCAGGCUGGGAGCAAGCUUUAGCUGUAGCUACUUCUGGACAAGUACCGAAAAGUAAGGUUUUGGAGAUUGUCCUCUAUUGGAUUGAAAAGCUAUUGUUUGAACCUCAAGGAUUACCUGUUUCUUAAUAUCUUACAAUAAACAUACUACUUUCUUGC